Messenger RNA from Hippocampus zosterae (dwarf seahorse), 8331 nucleotides. It is a transcript of the gene scn8aa, whose product is annotated as sodium channel, voltage gated, type VIII, alpha subunit a. Bases 372 to 6269 code for a protein of 1965 amino acids. The record is from RefSeq and is a predicted model, not a curated record. NCBI's taxonomy places the organism in Eukaryota, Metazoa, Chordata, Actinopteri, Syngnathiformes, Syngnathidae. Gene Ontology annotation, biological process: membrane depolarization during action potential; neuronal action potential; sodium ion transmembrane transport. The transcript has 27 exons. Gene Ontology annotation, molecular function: voltage-gated sodium channel activity. Gene Ontology annotation, cellular component: voltage-gated sodium channel complex; plasma membrane; axon.
ACACCCGCCUGCUGUGGCGCACUGAAGUCGGGUUCUAAAAAGGUGCGUCGGGGGGGCUGCAGGACUAAAUGACCUUUAGAAUUGGAGCAGUAGGCACGGGGCGACACUCCCUCACAUUGUACUGAGAGACAUCAAUUAUGCAGGGAAGCCGCUCGCUCUGAGGAGGGCCGCUAUUGCUGGAGGUGGAGGUGCUGGUGUGCGUGGAGAGGGGGGGAAGACGGCAGCAGCAAUAUGGCGACAACCGCAUUUUCUCCAAGACCGUUCGCGCCUUUGCAGUCUCGCCACGGCACCUUGGUUUCACUGUGACGCUUCUGAGAUCUGCCACCUUGGAUGGUCACAACCUAAAGACCGCGUAGUUGCAGGAUGAAAACAUGGCUGCCCCCCUACUCGCACCGCCAGGUCCUGACAGCUUCAAGAGAUUUAAUGUGGAAUCAUUGGCGGCCCUCGAGCAGCGCAUCAACGAGGAGAAGAACAAGAAGCCGGCCAGGCAGGACAGCAGUUACCGUGAUGAUGAUGAUGAGAACAAGCCCAAGCCCAACAGUGACCUGGAGGCUGGCAAGAGCCUGCCCUACAUCUAUGGGGACAUCCCGAAGGGAAUGGUGGCGGUACCACUGGAGGAUCUGGACCCGUACUACCUGAAUUCUCAGAAAACAUUUAUAGUGCUAAAUAGGGGGAAGACAAUCUUCCGUUUCAGUGCCACACCUGCCUUGUACUUCAUAAGUCCUUUUAAUCCGGUUAGGCAACUAGCUAUUAAAAUUUUGAUACAUUCUCUUUUCAGCAUGAUCAUCAUGUGUACUAUUUUGACCAACUGUAUAUUCAUGACCUUUAGUGAUCCUCCUGAGUGGUCAAAACAAGUAGAGUAUACCUUCACGGGAAUUUAUACAUUUGAGUCGCUCGUAAAAAUCACGGCACGAGGAUUCUGUAUAGAUGGCUUUACAUUCCUCCGAGACCCAUGGAACUGGCUGGACUUUAUGGUCAUCUCCAUGGCAUAUAUAACAGAGUUUGUGGACCUGGGCAAUGUAUCUGCGCUGAGAACGUUCAGAGUUCUCCGAGCAUUGAAAACUAUCUCUGUCAUUCCAGGCCUGAAGACCAUCGUGGGUGCCCUCAUCCAGUCAGUCAAGAAGCUUUCUGAUGUGAUGAUCCUGACUGUCUUCUGCCUCAGUGUCUUUGCACUCAUCGGUCUGCAGCUCUUCAUGGGCAAUCUGCGCCACAAGUGUGUCAUCUGGCCCAUCAACAUAACCGAGAGCUUCCCGAUCAACGGAAGCUUCGACUGGAAUGAGUACAUCAUGAACAACACAAAUUUCUACAUCCUGCCCGGCCAGUCCGAUGCUCUUCUCUGUGGAAACAGCUCAGACUCAGGGCGUUGCCCAGAGGGAUACACGUGCAUGAAAGCUGGACGGAAUCCAAACUACGGUUACACCAGCUUCGACAGCUUCGGAUGGGCCUUCCUGGCUCUCUUCCGACUCAUGACACAGGACUUCUGGGAAAACCUCUACAUGCUGACAUUAAGGGCGGCAGGAAAGACCUACAUGAUCUUCUUUGUGUUGGUGAUCUUUGUGGGUUCCUUCUAUUUGGUCAACCUGAUCCUGGCUGUGGUGGCCAUGGCCUAUGAGGAGCAGAACCAAGCUACCAUGGAGGAGGCCCAGCAGAAGGAGGAAGAGUUUAAGGCCAUGCUGGAGCAGCUCAAGAAACAACAAGAAGAAGCUCAAACCGCUGCCAUGGCAACCUCUGCCGGAACAGUAUCAGAGGAUGCGGUUGAGGAUGACGGAGGAGGGCGGCUGUCGUGCAGCUCUUCUGAGAUGUCCAAGCUCAGCUCCAAGAGUGCAAAAGAGCGGCGCAACCGCAAGAAGAAGUGGCGACAGAAAGAGCAAGAGAAGGAGAAAGGCGAUAGUGAGAAGUUUGUCAAAUCCGAGUCGGAUGACGGCAGCAAGAGGAGCCGCUUCCGCUUUCCCGAUAACCGCCUGGGGCGAAAAUCUUCUAUUAUGAACCAAUCUCUCCUCAGCAUACCAGGUUCACCCUUCCUGUCCCGCCACAACAGCAAGAGCAGCAUAUUCAGUUUCAAGGGCCGCGGCAAGGACGUGGGUUCGGAAAACGAGUUUGCAGAUGAUGAACACAGCACGGUGGAGGAGUGCGAGGAGCGCCGGGGGUCCCUGUUCAGCCCGUAUCGGCGCAGCAGUUAUAGUGGCUACCAUGGGAAGAGGAACAGCACAGUGGAUUGCAAUGGCGUGGUGUCCCUCAUCGGCCCUGGGCCCGGUGGACGCCUUCUGCCUGAGGUGAAAAUAGAUAAGGCAGCUACUGACAACAGUCCCACUACUGAGGUUGAGGUGAAGAAGAAGCUGUCUGGCUCCCUGAUGGUGUCUGUGGACCAGCUCAAUACCUCCUUCGGGCGGAAAGAGCGGGCCAACAGUGUCAUGAGCGUCAUUACCAACACACUAGUGGAGGAACUGGAAGAGUCCCAGCGCAAGUGUCCACCAUGCUGGUAUAAGUUUUCAAACACAUUCCUGAUAUGGGAAUGCUCCCCAACAUGGCUGAGGAUUAAGGAGAUCGUCAACCUGAUAGUCAUGGAUCCCUUUGUGGACUUGGCCAUCACCAUCUGCAUCGUCCUCAACACGCUCUUCAUGGCCAUGGAGCACUACCCCAUGACACCCGACUUCGAGGACAUGCUCUAUGUGGGGAAUCUGGUGUUCACUGGGAUCUUUGCUGGAGAAAUGAUGUUCAAACUAGUGGCCAUGGAUCCGUAUUACUACUUCCAAGAAGCCUGGAAUUGUUUCGAUGGCUUCAUCGUGACACUGAGUUUAGUUGAACUGGCUCUAGCUGACGUCGAGGGUCUGUCAGUGCUGCGGUCAUUCCGACUGCUGAGAGUGUUUAAGCUGGCUAAGUCAUGGCCAACUCUCAAUAUGCUGAUCAAGAUCAUUGGCAACUCUGUGGGGGCUUUAGGGAACUUGACUCUCGUGUUGGCCAUCAUCGUCUUCAUCUUUGCCGUGGUGGGCAUGCAGCUAUUUGGAAAGAGUUACAAAGACUGCGUGUGCAAGAUCGAUGCUGACUGCAAUCUGCCACGCUGGCACAUGAACGACUUCUUCCACUCCUUCCUGAUUGUGUUCCGGGUGCUUUGCGGGGAGUGGAUUGAGACCAUGUGGGACUGCAUGGAGGUAGCCGGCCAGGGCAUGUGCCUGAUUGUCUUCAUGAUGGUCAUGGUCAUUGGCAACUUGGUGGUGUUGAACCUGUUCCUUGCCUUGCUGCUGAGCUCAUUCAGCGCAGACAACUUGGCUGCCACUGAUGAUGACGGCGAGCUUAACAAUCUACAAAUUUCUGUCAUUCGCAUCAAGAAAGGCAUUGCGUGGAUCAAAGCCAAGGUGCGGCUGCUCGUGGCCAGCCUGCUGAGGAAACCACCCAUGGAGGACGAGCAGAAGCCUUUGGAUGACAUGUACGACAAGAAGCUGAACUGUAUUGCCAACCACACAGGAGUGGACAUAAACCGAGAUCUGGACUAUGCAAAGAAUGGCAAUGGUACAACCAGCGGCAUUGGCAGCAGCGUGGGCAAGUACAUGAUCGAUGAAGACCACAUGUCAUUCAUCCACAACCCCAACCUGACCGUCUGCGUACCCAUUGCGGUCGGGGAGUCUGACUUUGAGAACCUGAAUACAGAGGACUUCAGCAGCGAGUCAGACAAUGAGAACAGUAAAGAGCUGGACGAAACCAGCUCGUCGGAGGGCAGCACCAUUGACAUCAAGCCAGAUGUGGAGGAGGUGGUGGUGGUGGAGACGGUGGAGGAAUACAUGGAACCAGAAGCAUGCUGGACAGAUGCGUGCGUGGCUAAGUACAAGUGCUGCGAUGUCGACAUCACCAUGGGCUGGGGGAAGAGCUGGUGGUUCCUGAGGAAAACCUGCUACCUGAUCGUCGAGCACAACUGGUUUGAGACGCUUAUCAUCUUUAUGAUCCUCCUCAGCAGUGGAGCUCUGGCCUUUGAGGAUGUGUACAUUGAGCAGAGGAAAACCAUCCGGAUCAUUUUGGAGUAUGCGGACCGCGUUUUCACGUACAUCUUCAUCCUGGAGAUGCUGCUGAAAUGGGUCGCGUAUGGUUUCGUCAAAUACUUCACCAACGCUUGGUGUUGGCUGGACUUCUUCAUUGUGGACGUGUCUAUAGUCAGCCUUGUAGCUAAUGCGCUGGGCUACUCCGAUCUAGGGCCCAUUAAAUCACUCAGGACACUAAGGGCCUUGAGACCCCUCAGAGCCUUGUCACGUUUUGAAGGGAUGAGGGUGGUAGUCAACGCCUUGGUGGGAGCCAUCCCUUCCAUUAUGAAUGUGUUGCUGGUUUGCCUCAUCUUUUGGCUGAUUUUCAGUAUUAUGGGAGUCAACCUGUUUGCGGGCAAGUACUACUACUGCUUCAACGAGACCUCCGGGGAGUACUUCCCUGUUGACGUGGUCAACAACAGGAGCCAGUGCGAAGCCCUUAUGGAACAGAAUUUUACAGAGGUCAGGUGGAAGAACGUCAAAAUCAACUUUGACAAUGUGGGCGCCGGCUACCUGGCCUUGUUGCAAGUGGCCACGUUCAAAGGCUGGAUGGACAUUAUGUAUGCGGCUGUGGAUUCCAGAGAGGUGGGAGACCAGCCCGACUACGAAGUUAACAUCAACAUGUACAUCUACUUUGUGGUUUUCAUCAUCUUUGGCUCCUUCUUCACCCUCAAUCUCUUCAUCGGUGUGAUCAUUGACAACUUCAACCAGCAAAAGAAAAAGUUUGGAGGUCAGGAUAUCUUCAUGACAGAAGAACAGAAGAAGUACUACAAUGCCAUGAAGAAACUUGGCUCCAAAAAGCCUCAGAAACCCAUCCCUCGACCACAGAACAAGAUCCAAGGAAUGGUGUUUGACUUUGUCACACAGCAAGUCUUCGACAUCUCCAUCAUGAUCCUCAUUUGUCUCAACAUGGUCACCAUGAUGGUGGAAACAGAUGACCAAUCCGAUGAGACAGAAAAUGUCCUCUACUGGGUCAACUUCAUCUUCAUUGUGGUCUUCACUACAGAAUUCUUGCUAAAACUAUUUGCUCUUCGUCACUACUACUUCACCAAUGGUUGGAACAUCUUUGACGUGGUGGUAGUCAUCCUAUCUAUUGUUGGAAUGUUUCUGGCAGACCUUAUCGAGAAGUACUUUGUAUCUCCGACGCUGUUCCGAGUGAUCCGCUUGGCUCGUAUCGGACGUAUCCUGCGUCUCAUCAAGGGAGCAAAGGGCAUCCGGACGUUACUCUUCGCCCUGAUGAUGUCGCUGCCAGCCCUGUUCAACAUUGGCCUCUUGCUCUUUCUGGUCAUGUUCAUCUUCUCCAUCUUCGGCAUGUCCAACUUUGGCUACGUGAAGCACAGCGCCGGCAUUGACGACAUGUACAACUUUGAGACCUUCGGCAACAGCAUGAUCAUCCUGUUCAUGAUCACCACUUCAGCCGGCUGGGACGGCUUGCUUCUGCCCAUCCUCAACUACCCGCCGGACUGUAACCCCAACCUGGAGAACCCCGGCACCUCGGUCAAGGGCGACUGCGGUAACCCCUCCGUGGGGAUAUUUUUCUUUGUCAUGUACAUCAUCAUUUCCUUCCUCAUUGUGGUCAACAUGUACAUCGCCAUCAUCCUGGAGAACUUCAGCGUGGCCACGGAGGAGAGCGCGGAUCCGCUGAGUGAGGACGACUUUGAGACCUUCUACGAGAUCUGGGAGAAGUUUGAUCCCACAGCCUCUCAGUUCAUCACCUUUGCCAAACUGUCGGAUUUUGCCGACGCGCUCGAGCACCCGCUUCGCGUUCCCAAGCCCAACACUAUCGAGCUGAUCGCCAUGGACAUGCCCAUGGUGAGCGGCGAUCGCAUCCACUGCCUGGACAUCCUGUUUGCCUUCACCAAGCGCGUGCUGGGCGACAGUGGUGAGUUGGACAUGCUGAGGCAGCAGAUGGAGGAGCGCUUUGUGGCGGCCAACCCCUCCAAGGUCUCGUACGAGCCCAUCACCACCACGUUGCGGCGCAAGCAGGAGGAUGUCUCGGCCAGGAUCAUCCAAAACGCCUACCGCGCUCACCUCAUCCGCCGCGGCAUCAUUUUCAAGCGCCACACGUUCGCUAACAACAAGCUUGAGAAUGGGGGCACCAACCAGGAGAAGAAGGAGAGCACGCCAUCCACCGCCUCGCUCCCUUCGUACGACAGCGUGACGAAACCUGACAAGGAGAAGCAAGAUGACAACAAGGAGGACUGGGCCAGGAAGGAGAAGGACAAAAACCAAAAAGACGAGUGGGAAUCAAAGUGUUAGGCACCACCUGAGUAGAAAGAGAGUGACUAUUUGCAAGUAAUAAAACCCGAGAAAUAGAAAGGGAAAAAAAUGUUUACAGACUACUGAGGCAACAUGGUUUCUUAUGUCAUCAAAGACAGCUGAACCAAACACAAUCUGUUUACUGUGGAACUUUGCUGCAUAAUGACCAAGUUCUUAGACAUAGUGACUCACAACAGUGCGCUGGCCAUGAGAUACACACACACACACACACACUCACGGAUAUCUGUAGGGACCAACUUGCCAAGGCACACAACUCUCUGCUGAGUGAAUGAGAGAAUAGCAAUGUCCCUGCCACCACUGAGCAUGUGAAGUCCCUCUGCAAGGCUUCCAUGCGGGAGCACCGCUAGAACUGUAACAUCAGUCUAAAGGAAGAAGAAGAAGAAGAAGAAGAAGAAGGAAAAAAAUAAAAUAAAAUUCCAAAUCAACCACACAAGCAAACAAGCUAGUUUUUGAAUGGGAGAUGGAAUACUGAAAUGUAGACCCAGGUGUUUUUUGUUUUGUUAGGUAAUUUCUUUUUUUUGGGGGGGGGGGGGGGGUUGCUUGCUUGUUUGUGCCUCAGUGCAUCUUAACAUGAUUUGGCAGCAACAAAAAAAAGAAGAUCAUCCAGCUCAUGUCACAAGUGCUUUCAUCUCUCUUUUAUGCUGACAUAAGGAAAAGACAUUCCGGUUCUCGAGAUGGUUUUGAUUCGGGGAGACUCAGAUCAAUAAUAAUAAUAAUUAUUGUGCUUGUUCAAUGCAUAGAAAUGACUUGCAUGAAGGCAUGUUUUGAUCAGGAAUCAUGCAUGAGUACUCAUAGUUCACAAGACACUUAAUGUUCACAACCCUGCAGUGAUUUCACAGUAUGAGUUGGGGGCGGCUGCCCGCUGGGGAUGGUAAUGAGCCGUAUAGAAUCUUUGUGACAGAGCGGCGACUGCUUUUUUAAUGCUAACUCCCAGUUUGGAAACAUAAUGGUUUUGUUUUUGCUGCUCUGCAAUCGAAUGCUGGCGUCAAAGAUGCAGAAGUCAACCCUCAUGUUGAGGAUGCGCGCUCAUCCUCAUCGGAGUGUGCGGCUCACAUUACUUUUGCUGACUCAUGUCGGGACAAUGUUCGCCGCAGAGUUUGCGACGAUUUGAUUUGGGGCGCUCCAACAUUAAAAGGGGAGCCACACUACUGUUGUAGGCCUUGUAGACAGUGGAGAAAGAUGUGUUUGAUUUCCUCUUUUGUACUUGCGACAGAUCUGCAUUCGAGCUUCCCAGCCAGUCGUCAUGUAAUCUCACGCGUUUCUGACAAUUUGGAGCCACCGUCUGGGAAUUUGUCUUCUCGGCUGAUCUCCCACGGGGCUGGAGAACGACAUGGACCACAAAGUGCGGGCAGGGUCAGCGCACAGCGGUCCCAAGCACUUGCUUUGUCGUGCCUAGCGUGAAUGGAAGGAAGGGGGGAAUGCAACAAAAAGGGCUUGUUGGUUGCUAUAAUCCAGUCGGCUUUGUCUGCGGGUGGUCCUCUACAACACAAUCAACUGCCAUGUUUGUCAGUGUAUCAUUGGCACCAUCUUUGUUUUCCCACACACGCUUCCAGUGAGUCGGGCAAAAAUGACAAAAGCAAAACUUGCGAUGGACCUCACCAGGCCUCACACGGAUGCAGCUACAAUGUGUGAGCAAUCAAAUAGGCUUUGUGGAUUUUUCCUCCUCCGUGAAGAAGCGCAAGGCUUUGUCAAUCCAGCUUCCUCUUGAGGUGUUCCUGCCAUUCCUUUUGUAUGUGCCAGUCAAUAGUCCUAUUUCUACGCAGAUGGCUUGCCCGGCGUCUGCCGUCACACCACUAACACCCCUUUAGGUGUGUUCAACACUGCCUGUGCUCCAAACGAACCCCCCCCCCCCCCCCCUGUGUCUCUACCAUGAAACCAGGUCCUCCAGUAGUUUUGGCUGCUGCACAUUAAAACCAAAUACAUUCCCAACGAGAGAACCACUGGAGCGAGCUGCGCUGUCCAGCUGAACUUUGCUCGUCUUGGAUCGAACCGCUCCGACUGACUCACUCACAAAUAAAUAAAUAAGACCCCCCCACCCACC